CCUUCGAGGCAUUAUGUAGACUCGUAUACCCCAUUCACAUUCAUACAAAUAUCGACUCUAUGUAGGAUAUACAAGCCGUCUGUACAGCGUGGAUGCCCGCCCUCAAACGGUUUGCUUCGUUGCAGAGCGCGCCGAAGAUCAAGUCCUCCUUGUCCAACAGAUUCAGAACAGCAUUCCGACUCGUACUCAGCCACUUGUGACGCCUUGGAGGAACGUCCCUUCUUGAUACGCCAUCCCGAUCGAUGUCUCUGAAAG
This is a messenger RNA of Mycena citricolor, 255 nucleotides long. NCBI's taxonomy places the organism in Eukaryota, Fungi, Basidiomycota, Agaricomycetes, Agaricales, Mycenaceae. The record is from the annotation of a GenBank genome assembly.